GUUAUUUCAAGAAAUUGAAAAUGUGUUCGCAAAUAUUUGCUCGUUGGAAGAAGAUGAGAGCGCCUAAAAUCGUGCACAUGAGUUCUGUGCUUUUUUUCGUUCUUUGCAUACUACAAGGCGUGUUUCUUUGCAUCUAUCCAUGCAAAUAUCUCGACUACUGUUGGGUGUUUCUAUUCCUCGUAUGUUUUAUUACCGCAUCCUUCAUGGCAAUAUAUCUCCGGUUUCAGAAAACUAUACGCGACCGCUUCAAAUGGAUUCAAGAAAACGGUUAUCAAUGGGAUAUGAAGAGUGCGCUAUGGUGCGUUUGGCUUGUGUAUAGUCUGGGUCUAAUGGUGACCGUUGCCGUAAUUUUCAAUGGCGUGAUAAAAGCUAAUCACGAACAACCAUGCGCUGAUGCAAACGGCAAUUUCUCAGAAAUUUUCAAGGAUGUGAAAUUUUGUCGCACGAAAGAUAAGGAAUUACUUCUGAAGACUGGAAAGAUCUGUGCAUCCAAUGAAACUAGCAAGAUGUUCUGUUGGAAGAGUAGAAAGAUCGGCUUACUUCCAACGGACGAGUUCUUUGGACCGAACAUACUAAAAACAACCUUGUGCGCGACUCCAGUGUUAAUGCUUCUACUCUUGAAAUCUGCCAGAGCUCCGAAACGUGACAAUAAAACGACGCAAUCCCAAGAUCAAACAGGUGGUAAUCAGAACGUCGAACCUGAAGACCCAAUUGAAGACGAAGACCUGAAGGUUUUGUACUUCAGAGCGACUUUGAAUCUCUUCGAUGGAAUAGAAAUGCUUGAAGAACUCUUAGAACAUGGAACACAAGGAAUUGACGUUCCGUUACGCCUUGAAACAGCUAUUUUGGUUUGCGUUUGUCUUUUUUAUUUCCUUUCAUUCCUCGAGCUUCUGCAUUUAGCAUUUCGAUGCAAAGAUGACGAAGCGAAUGGAAACAGCAAUACACAGAACGACGACGAAGAGAGAAGAAAGAAAAUGUGGGGGGUAACUCACGUAGUAAACACGGUUUUUCAAAUCGGCUUGAAUUUAUCAUUCUUUAUCCUACGUAUGAUCAUGUGGCUGUCCUACAAGCGCGAGGCAGCAAUUUUCAUUGCUAAGAAUUUAAUCUCGAUUGUGAUGAAUAUUAUGCCGUUUUUCGUUGCCAAAGGUUGGGUUGAUGUCAAAGAUGAUGAUAAUGAUGGCGACGUUAAAAAGGUGCAUGCAUGAUGAUUUUGACGAUGAUGACGUUGAUCUUGGUGAGACUGAUGAUGGCGAUGAUGAUGAUGAUGAUGGUGGCAACGCUAACCUUAAUGAUAUCGGUGUUAUUAUAUAAUGGUGUGUACCAAGUCUAGAAGUCACAGUAUAGUAAACUAACUUUUUUUUCAAUAUAGUAUGCAUGCUAUUCAUAAAGGUAAUCGUUUUCCCGUACAUAUUAGCCACUACAUACAAUAUAUUACAUAGAUUACAUGUUUACACUAGCUGGACCGGAUAUUCGCGUAAAAGCGUUGGUUCAAAAAAGAUGAACUUUCGAUGGGGAAUUUUGUGAAAUAUUUUGCAAUGAUGGCAACUAUAUUUGUUUGAUUGUCGCGCAUAGAAAAAUAUUUAGCUACUUUGGGAAACCAGCUAUA
Molecule: messenger RNA, 1606 nt
Organism: Dendronephthya gigantea
Lineage: Eukaryota; Metazoa; Cnidaria; Anthozoa; Malacalcyonacea; Nephtheidae
Exons: 2
Coding region: 21-1205 (394 amino acids)
Source: RefSeq, a predicted model, not a curated record